UGAGUUGUUCGCCAGCCGCCAUUAAUCCCCAGGAGAAGAAGAAGUCCGCGCUAGCAGGAGGCGGGUAACAACACGGAGCUAACAACACGGAGCUCCGCGCAGACACACACCGACACCGGGUUCGGUUCUGAAAGUCACCGGGAAACGGUCAGCACCGGGACACGUUGACACUCAGACGGACGGAGGCAGACAUGAGUGAAGUGGUGGAGGAAGCCGUGGACAGCUCUGCAGUGUCCGAGGAGCAAGUGGAGGACCAGCAGGAGACGUCGCAGGAAGAGCUUUCCAGUGUGAACAUGAGUCGUGUCAAAGCAUCCGUUGUUGGUGACAUCAUCGAGGGCAAGCGGCCAAGAAAACCUGAGAGGUUCAAUUUCCAGGCACCCAAGGAAAUGGAGAAGCUCAAGAUUGAAGAUGGUAGUGGAGAUAAAUUGGGAGACAUUCCACGCACCAGCUUCCAGCUCACCAAGAUGAAGCCAGCUGAUCUGAAACCUCUUCACGCCAUCCUGUUCGACAGACUGGGAAAGAUGGCCACAAUAAAGAAGAACUUGCGUCUGUUUAACGGAUUUGGUUUCGAUGGCGACAGUGAACAGUACAUCAAAAACGAGACAAGCUUCAAAAAUUCAAAUUUCAACAACAAAAAGCUGAAAGUUGUCUGUGGUGUUUUGGAUCUGAAGAAGAACGGAGCUUACAUGGAUCUGGUCGACAGGAUCAUGACUUUCCUCAUUGCACCUAAAAACAGUGGGAAGCGUCGCCCUGCGAAGAAGAAGAGGACGUCCAAGAGGAAACUGUCGGGCGACAACUCGAAGACACCGACCAAGAAAAAGAGCAAAUCCAAACCCAUGAGCUCGUCCAGUCCCAAAAAGUCCAAAGCAGGACGCAAGUCCAAAGCCAGCGGCAUUUACUCUAGCAGUGACGAGGAUGACGACGAGGAGGAUGAUGAUUAUGAUCCCAAAAAGAAGAAGCCUGCUGUGGUCAAACCUGCGGCCAAGACAAAGAAGGCCGACAGCAGCAGCAACCGCAAAAACAACACGAACACAGCAGACGACAGUUCAGACGACGACGAGCCGCUCAUCAAGAUGAUCAAGAAAGCCCCGACCGACGGACAGCUGAAGGACACGGUCCAGAGUUUGCUGAAGGAGGCGAAUCUGGAGGAGAUGACCAUGAAACAGAUCUGUCAGAGGGUGUUUGACAGCUUCCCAGACCACGACCUGAGCAGCAAAAAGGACUACAUCAAACAGACAGUCAAAUCUGUGAGAGGCUCCUCCGCCGGCUGCUCUCUGCUGACUGUCCCCGGAACUGGAGGCUCCUCCGCCGGCUGCUCUCUGCUGACUGUCCCCGGAACUGGAGGCUCCUCCGCCGGCUGCUCUCUGCUGACUGUCCCCGGAACAGGAGGCUCCUCCGUCGGCUGCUCUCUGCUGACUGUCCCCGGAACUGGAGGCUCCUCCGCCGGCUGCUCUCUGCUGACUGUCCCCGGAACUGGAGGCUCCUCCGCCGGCUGCUCUCUGCUGACUGUCCCCGGAACAGGAGGAGACUCCUCCGCCGGCUGCUCUCUGCUGACUGUCCCCGGAACUGGAGGCUCCUCCGCCGGCUGCUCUCUGCUGACUUUCCCCGGAACAGGAGACUCCUCCGCCGGCUGCUCUCUGCUGACUUUCCCCGGAACAGGAGGCUCCUCCGCCGGCUGCUCUCUGCUGACUGUCCCCGGAACAGGAGGCUCCUCCGCCGGCUGCUCUCUGCUGACUUUCCCCGGAACAGGAGACUCCUCCGCCGGCUGCUCUCUGCUGACUGUCCCCGGAACAGGAGACUCCUCCGACACGUUGACACUCAGACGGACGGAGGCAGACAUGAGUGAAGUGGUGGAGGAAGCCGUGGACAGCUCUGCAGUGUCCGAGGAGCAAGUGGAGGACCAGCAGGAGACGUCGCAGGAAGAGCUUUCCAGUGUGAACAUGAGUCGUGUCAAAGCAUCCGUUGUUGGUGACAUCAUCGAGGGCAAGCGGCCAAAGAAAACCAUCGAGAGGUUCAAUUUCCAGGCACCCAAGGAGAAGCUCAAGAUUGAAGAUGGUAGUGGAGAUAAAUUGGGAGACAUUCCACACACCAGCUUCCAGCUCACCAAGAUGAAGCCAGCUGAUCUGAAACCUCUUCACGCCAUCCUGUUCGACAGACUGGGAAAGAUAGCCACAAUAAAGAAGAACUUGCGUCUGUUUAACGGAUUUGGUUUCGAUGGCGACAGUGAACAGUACAUCCAAAAACGAGACAAGCUCUGCAAAAAUUCAAAUUUCAACAACAAAAAGCUGAAAGUUGUCUGUGGUGUUUUGGAUCUGAAGAAGAACGGAGCUUACAUGGAUCUGGUCGACAGGAUCAUGACUUUCCUCAUUGCACCUAAAAACAGUGGGAAGCGUCGCCCUGCGAAGAAGAAGAGGACGUCAAAGAGGAAACUGUCGGGCGACAACUCGAAGACACCGACCAAGAAAAAGAGCAAAUCCAAACCCAUGAGCUCGCCCAGUCCCAAAAGGUCCAAAGCCAUGCUCAUUUACUCUAGCAGUGACGAGGAUGAUGAGGAGGAGGAUGAGAAGGUGGGGGCGUCGGCUGAGGCUGAGGGAUCAGACAUGGAGGAGAAACUGUCAGAGAAAGAGGAAGACCAGUCCGACAAGUCGGAGCAUUCUGCUGACGAAGACGAGGAUGAUUAUGAUCCCAAAAAGAAGAAGCCUGCUGUGGUCAAACCUGCGGCCAAGACAAAGAAGGCCGACAGCAGCAGCAACCGCAAAAACAACACGAACACAGCAGACGACAGUUCAGACGACGACGAGCCGCUCAUCAAGAUGAUCAAGAAAGCCCCGACCGACGGACAGCUGAAGGACACGGUCCAGAGUUUGCUGAAGGAGGCGAAUCUGGAGGAGAUGACCAUGAAACAGAUCUGUCAGAGGGUGUUUGACAGCUUCCCAGACCACGACCUGAGCAGCAAAAAGGACUACAUCAAACAGACAGUCAAAUCUCUCAUCACAUGAAGAUCAGGAAGUCGUGAAACUUCACAAGAGAAGAAGAGUUCAGCACAAAGGACUGAAAAGUUUGUUUCAUUAGUUCUGUUUGUUUUCAUAAAAAACAGUUUUCUACAUGAUUGUUUUUUAUUAUUAUGAAUGUUUCACGUUACCUCCACAUCGUUCAUCUUUUUUAAUGCUCUCUGCUCGAGUCCAAAGCAAGGUAGGAAAAAAAAUUUUAACAAAUAAAAAAAGGAAAUUUUUUCAAAACAAGUGGAAAAACCAACAUUUCUUCAACUUUACAAACUGUUGUGUAGUUUUCUUCAGUGAAGUCGACUUCAUACAAGAGUUUGUAUCAGAAAAUCUGAAUUAAACAACUGCUCUGUUAGAAAAUGUUUGAUUCAUUAAUUCUAUAAUUUGACUUGAUGCAUUUGGCUUCAAAUAUAAGCAGUUUUGCAGGUUACAAUAUUGGACAUUGUAAGAAUUCAUGUGUUUUUGUGUUUGUUUUUAUUUAAAACACAUUUUUACAAACCUGAUCUUUGCUUUUGACUCAUUUUUAUUUUUGGAUAAAAAUGUGUGUUUCUUAUUAGAUUAAGUUAUUUUUGAUUUAAACAUUUGUAAUUAAUUGUCUUGAAGCUGAAAACAGUCAAACCUUUUUUAUUGUGGAUUUUGGAUUUGUUCGUUCCCUUUGGUGAUUUUCUGUCAAACAUCAUUUACACUUUUCACAUUCAUAGAUUAACAGUCGUUUACUUCCUGAUUAAAAUUCUACCUUUUUUAACAAAA
This is a messenger RNA of Hippoglossus stenolepis (Pacific halibut), 3752 nucleotides long. RefSeq lists its product as uncharacterized. Gene Ontology annotation, molecular function: DNA binding; histone binding. Gene Ontology annotation, biological process: regulation of double-strand break repair; chromatin organization. The record is from RefSeq and is a predicted model, not a curated record. NCBI's taxonomy places the organism in Eukaryota, Metazoa, Chordata, Actinopteri, Pleuronectiformes, Pleuronectidae. Gene Ontology annotation, cellular component: nucleus.